Molecule: messenger RNA, 6935 nt
Organism: Hemiscyllium ocellatum (epaulette shark)
Lineage: Eukaryota; Metazoa; Chordata; Chondrichthyes; Orectolobiformes; Hemiscylliidae
Gene: ankrd50
Product: ankyrin repeat domain 50
Exons: 5
Coding region: 759-5015 (1418 amino acids)
Molecular function (GO): protein binding
Source: RefSeq, a predicted model, not a curated record
GGUGGCAUUACUGGCUCGCGCAGCCUUUACAGUUUGAGUUGAACGGCUGCUGCGCGAGGCAGACGGCUGCAACUGGACUGCCCUUAUCCAAGCUCAGGAUUUCAGUCUGUCGGCUGCACGCUGAACUAGGAGGAGGAGAUGAAGGGGGAGCAUUUGGUCUGGGAUCCUGCAGUUCGUUGCUGGCUUUUACCAGGCAUUUAAACCCGGAACGUAACUUGGCGAGCGAGUGGGGAGGACAGCCGGCCGAUACCAUUUACACCUCGUAAUAUCCCCAAGAACCUUUGUUGCGCUGGAUUAACGAUGUGGAGAUCGUGGACAGCUGCCGUAAAUUUGCAGAUUAAAUAACUUGGAUGGAUCUAUGGUGAAGAUAAUGGUAACAAGAAGAAUGACAAUAUUAAUCGAUUUUGGAUCUAUAGAAAAAUAAAAAUUAAAUGGGCGAGCGACGAUGGAAUAAAAAUAUAAUGGAUGGAUAUUGUAUUACUCAGUACUGUGCGAACAAUAUUUGACAUAAUGCAAAUACUUGUUAGAUCUAUAACUGACAAACAAAAGGAUAACAAAAACUGAAGAAAAUGGCUCAAAUUUCGCUACAGGUGUUUAACUGCACGGAGUAGUAAGAUACAUUGUGGUCUUUUCAGAAGAUAACCAUUCUUAGCCUGAUUUUUUAGGGUUUUUUUUAUAUUUGGCAACUGUUCACCUCUGCAUAUGCAGUAAAGCAUUAAUACCAUCGCAGACAAAGGACAUCAUCACUGCAUACAAAAAUGUCUCAGAGUUUAUUACAAGGAAAGAGAUUUUUCUGUAGGGAGUGGGUUUUCCAUAAACUCCAUUAUUGUCUUCAAGAAAAGAACAGUGGUAAAAUGUUCGGGAUCUCCAAUCCUAAUGGGAAUGGUGGUGUCCCUGGGAAAAAUGUUGGAGGCAUUGGGGGUAUUUUGAUCGUUGGGGGUCCCGGCAGCGGUAAGACAGCACUGUGCACAGAGUUGAUUUGGCCCACUUGCCCGCAGGUAAUGCAGCGGGGAUUGCAUCGCCAGGCACUUGCCUUUCACUUCUGUAAAGCUCAGGAUGCAGACACACUGUGUGUUAGCAACUUCAUACGAAGCCUCGUCUCCCAAAUUCGCAACAGCAGUUUGGUCCAGGGAUAUGAAGAGAAACUGCGAGAACCAGCCAUUCACAGUGUGCUGCAGGCAGGCGAAUGUGACAGAAAUCCUGGAGAAACCUUUAAAAGGUGUGUACUCCUGCCAUUGUUGGGAAUAAAACCACCUUCACAGAAUCUAUUCAUCGUCGUAGACUCUGUUGAUGAAGGCUGCAAUUACACGGAAGGAGAGCAAAGGCAAGCAGGCCUGUCACGGACUAUAGCAGAGCUUCUAGCAAGUCAUCAUGAGUUCUUCCCACCUUGGUUGUUGCUUGUCUGCUCUUCUCGGAAACAAAGUAAAAUGGUGACAAAAAUGUUCACAGGCUUCCGGAAAAUUAGCUUGGAUGAUCUGCGUAAAGCCUACAUUGUAAAGGACGUACAGCAAUAUAUCUUGUAUCGGCUGGACCAGGAAGAAGCAUUAAGACAGCACCUGACAAAAGAAACAGCUGAAAUGUUAAACCAGCUCCAUAUUAAAAGCAGUGGCUGUUUUCUUUAUCUUGAACGUGUCCUUGAUGGAGUGGUGGAAAGCUUUAUAAUGCUGCGAGAGAUUAGGGAUAUUCCAGGAACAUUGAAUGGACUAUAUCUUUGGCUUUGUCAAAGGCUUUUUGUACGAAAACAGUUUGCCAAAGUACAACCUAUUCUAAAUGUAAUUUUGGCUGCCUGUAGGCCAUUAACUACUUUGGAGUUAUAUCAUGCAGUGUGGACAAAAAAUAUAACCAUGACAAUUGAAGAAUUUCAACGGAAAUUAGAUAUUUUAUCAAAAGUUCUUAUAGAUGGCUUGGGAAGCACUAAAAUUCUGUUUCAUUACAGUUUUGCAGAGUGGUUGCUCGAUGUGAAGCACUGCACACAGAAAUAUUUGUGUAAUGCAGCAGAGGGUCACAGAAUGCUUGCCAUGAGUUAUACAUGCCGUGCAAAAGAACUCUCCCAUUUGGAGGUACAGGAGUUUGCACUGCACCUGCUUAAUUCUAACUUGCAGUUAGAGCCACAUCACUUGGCCUUGUGGAUGAUCUGGAAUGGCACACCUGUGAAAGGAGCUUUGUCAACGAUAGUUCCUAAAGAGCAGGAAAUACUGCAACUUUUAGUAAAGGCAGGAGCUCAUGUGAACAGUGACGAUGAUCGCACAUCUUGUAUUGUACGCCAGGCUCUGGAGAGAGAAGAUUCCAUUCGAACUUUACUAGAUAAUGGUGCUUCUGUUAAUCAGAGUGACUCAAAUGGAAGAACAUUAUUGGGUAGUGCAGCCUACAGUGGCAAUUUGGAUGUUGUUAACCUCCUGAUAUCUAGGGAUGCUGAUCUGGAAAUUGAAGAUAAUCAUGGACAGACAGCACUUACACUUGCUGCUAGGCAAGGUCAUACAAAGGUUAUUAAUUGCCUCAUUGGACAUGGUGUUAACAUAAAUCACACUGACCAAGAUGGCUGGACUGCAUUAAGGUCAGCAGCUUGGGGAGGACAUACAGAGGUGGUAUCAGCACUUCUCUAUGCUGGAGCAAAGGUAGAUUGUGCAGAUGCAGACAGUCGAACUGCUCUCAGGGCUGCAGCAUGGGGAGGGCAUGAGGACAUUGUUCUCAAUUUACUCCAACAUGGAGCUGAGGUUAACAAAGCUGAUAAUGAAGGAAGGACUGCACUUAUUGCAGCAGCAUAUAUGGGACAUAGAGAGAUAGUAGAACAUCUGGUGGAUCAUGGUGCAGAGAUCAAUCAUGAAGAUGUGGAUGGUAGAACAGCUCUGUCAGUAGCUGCACUGUGUGUCCCUGCAAGCAAAGGUCAUGCAUCAGUGGUUAGCUUACUGAUUGACCGAGGAGCAGAGGUUGACCACUGUGACAAAGAUGGUAUGACUCCAUUGUUAGUCGCUGCCUAUGAAGGACAUGUGGAUGUUGUUGAUUUGCUUCUUGAAGGAGGGGCAGAUGUGGAUCACACUGAUAACAAUGGUCGUACUCCUCUUCUGGCUGCUGCGUCCAUGGGUCAUGCAUCAGUUGUAAAUACCUUACUGUUUUGGGGUGCAGCUGUUGAUACUAUUGAUAGUGAAGGAAGAACAGUUCUGAGUAUAGCUUCAGCACAAGGAAAUGUAGAAGUGGUGCGUACUCUGCUGGACAGAGGAUUAGAUGAGAAUCAUAGGGAUGAUGCUGGUUGGACUCCAUUACAUAUGGCUGCAUUUGAGGGUCACCGACAAGUAUGCGAAGCACUUAUCGAACAAGGUGCUAGGACUAAUGAGGUGGACAAUGAUGGUCGUAUUCCUUUAAUACUAGCAGGACAGGAGGGCCAUUAUGACUGUGUGCAGGUUAUGCUUGAAAACAAAUCCAAUGUGGAUCAGAGGGGUUACGAUGGUAGAAAUGCAUUACGUGUUGCAUCAUUAGAAAGUCAUCGUGAUAUAGUUGAACUGCUCUUGAGCCAUGGAGCCGAUGUGAAUUACAAGGAUGCUGAUAGCCGCCCAACGUUGUACAUUUUGGCACUUGAAAAUCAACUAGCAAUGGCUGAGUAUUUGCUAGAAAAUGGAGCAAAUGUGGAAAGCACAGAUGCAGAGGGGAGAACUGCUCUUCAUGUCUCCUGUUGGCAAGGGCACUUGGAAAUGGCCCAACUUUUGAUAAACUACCAUGCUGAUGUCAAUUCUGCUGACAAUGAGAAACGAUCAGCUUUGCAAUCUUCUGCAUGGCAGGGGCAUGUGAAGGUUGUGCAGUUGCUAAUUGACCAUGGAGCAUUGGUAGAUCAUACGUGCAACCAAGGUGCUACUGCUCUUUGUAUUGCAGCCCAGGAAGGACAUGUAGAUGUUGUUCAAACAUUACUGGAACACUCAGCGGAUCCAAAUCAUGCAGAUCAAUUUGGACGGACUGCAAUGAGAGUUGCAGCAAAAGGUGGCCAUACACAGAUUAUAAAGUUAUUGGAGAAGUAUGGGGCUUCGAGUCUAAAUGGAUGUAGCCCUUCUCCAGUUCACACAAUGGAACAGGCAACCCCUCAGUCUGUCACUAUGAAAAUGCACUCUUUAACAAUUAAAUCGAAUAGCUCUGGCAGUACUGGUGGAGGUGACCUGCAGUCUGCUAUACGUGGUUUUUCUAAUGGUCCUCAACACCCUUUCAGUUCACCCUCUGAAUCUCCAGAUUCAACAGUUGAUCGACAGAAGUCCUCACUGUCUAAUAAUUCACUGAAGAGCUCUAAAAACUCCUCUCUUCGAACAACAUCAUCCACAGCAACUGCACAGACUGUACCCAUGGACAGUUUCCAUGGUAUGUCAUUCACAGAGCAGAUACAGCAGCAUUCAUUACCACGUAGUCGAAGCAGGCAGUCUAUUGUAAGUCCCUCAUCUACUACACGAUCCAUAGGACAGCAUGCUGGUUCUCCAACUAGUGAGUAUGAAUGGGGACAAAUGAAACCCAAUGUGAGAUCUUCUAAAAGUGGUAAAACUGGACACAUUGAACCUAGCGAAGGUUCCACCAAAAUUGGUUCAUCUGGGAAGAGAUCAGCCCAAAACAAGCAAAACAACUGCCCUCAGCCAAAGGUUUUGGAAUAUGAAAUGACACAACUAGACAAACGAACAGCCAUAAAUAAAAUAAUACAGAAUAAUGCAGUGCCAUUAAAACAAGCACCACUUGAAUCACAAUGUAAGAUACUGAUUCCACACAGUGCACAGGAAACUUCAAGGGCUCAACAACAGUUCUUAAUACAGCAGCAUGGGGAACAAAAGAAAAGAAAUGGAAUAAUGACAAAUCCAAACUAUUUACAAGGGAAUCCUGUUCUCCUGGGCAGGGUUGCAGUUCCAAAGAAUGGACAGGAGAAGGGACAUACUGAAUGUUUGGAAGGUUAUCCAUUAGCAGAGACUGAACUAAGUCUGAAGCAAGCCCUAAAAUUACAGAUUGAGGGGACAGAUCCUAGUUUUAAUUACAAGAAGGAAACACCAUUGUAGCAGAGAAAAUCUAAUGGAGUUCAGUAAAGCGCAGCAGUUAGUUACCAUCAUAUUUUGCUGCUGGGACGGAAAGACACUGAACCAAUUGCAGCCUCAGUGGACCAUCAGCCUGAUUUGAAGAAGUCACCCAAUAUCAGUCUUGAAAGCACAUUCGCUUUGUGAAAGCAGCAGUGGAGAAGUCUUACUACCGCAUAAAUGUUCAAUACAAAAUAACUGUGCCUAAAUUUGAGUCUGUCUUUAAGUAUAGCCAUUUAUACGCUUUAUAUAUUUAUUUGUGUUACUUUGUUAUUUCAUAACAAAAUAGUAAUUACAUCAUGACAACUAUUGCUAUUUUAUGAUGCAUUGAGAAGAAUUCAGCAUGCUGAAAGUGAAGCUAGAAUUUGAUUAAGAUCAAUAGAAUGUUGAUCUAAUCAAGCAAGGCUUUGCUGAUGUCCUCUGAUUAAAGAUGCGAUCUGUGGAUUGUAGCAAAAUACGCAUCAUCUAUGUCUAUGGGUUCAGAUCUGCAUUUAUAGAAUGCGUAUGCAUGGAACUUUUUCCCUGUACCCAUUAAAUUGUUUUGAUAAGAUGACAUUACAGAAUCUUCCGCAUAAAAUUGAAAAUGAUUUGGAAACCCAGUUGGUCUGAUACUUAUUUUGUUUUCUGUUAUUCUGUUAGAUUCAUAAGUACAUACACAAAGGAUGACCUCAGGUCGAGUACAGUUUUUGAAGGGAGAUUUUUUUUCUCUUAAUGUAGGUUGGAUGUACAAAUUAUAGUGGAGUACAAGAGCAUACAUUGAUUUCUGUGUGUGAUUUUCUUUCCUGUUGCAGAUGGGGACAGAAUGCACCCAGCUCUGUAACAUGCUACAGAAAGGCUGGUUGCUUGCUGUACAUAUGUGACGUUUUGUGUAAGUUUAAAAAGGUGUAAGAUAUUGAAGACAUAGAUGGCAGGACAACUGUGGUGUAGUGCAUGGUCAUACUUAGAAAAUGAGCUGAUUCCGAGGCCAAAUCAAUGUAUGUUUUGUAUGAGUAUUAAAUGUAGCCUUUUAUGGGAAAAGUUAGAGAAGCUUGUACUCCAAUACAGUAUUUUUGUCCCUGUGGGACUAUUGUCUGAUCAACAGACUGCAGUUUCAGAUUUUGAAAGUGUUGACUUUGCCUUGCAGGCUUGAUCAUGUUAUUGUAUCCCCAAAUUCUAAACAGAGCCCAGGUAUGAAUAAUAAACACACACAGCUUCAUCAUGAGCAGCAUGUGUGUUUAUUACUCAAAAAAAAUGUACUUGAAGUUUCAAAUUAUACCUAUUACCUUUCUUGUUAAUUAGGUUUUAUAAAUGCCUUCCUUAUUAUCAUUGGCCAGUUGUCAGAUUUAUUCAUAAGGUGCUAAAAUUUUCAGAGAAUAUGACUCAAUUUGGAGCUAUGGACAUUAAUAUUUAGUUUUGAACUCAUUGGAAAUAUGAUUUGUUUAAUGUCCCUGCAAUGCAAAUGCUGUAAAGAGAAAAUUCCCAGAUUGAUGUCAUGAGUAAAUAGUAUGUUGAAUCUGUAUCUCAAAUCACCAUGCGUUGGGUGGAAUGGAUCAGGAGGGUUAGUUCAAAGAGAUAAUUGAAUUACUUGAACGUGAAAGCUUAAAGAGUCAAAAAAUGUUCUUUUGGAUCUGAACUUCUGGUUUAACUGUAUAACCAUCUAUUUGAUUCUACUAAGCUAAAAAUAUCCAAAGUAAUUUGUUGAUUCAGUUGAAAGAAAAGCAGUUUAGGAUUACAAAUGGCCCAUGCGCCCUCCAAACAUGUUCCCUUAUAUUUAACACCAGGCAAGAUUUGAAUUCUGUAUGUUAGUAUUUUUUAAUCAGUUUUGUUUUGCUAUGCAAAUCUAUUUUGUUUAUUCAAAUAGUCACUUAACUGCAUUUCAGUUAGUUAGAUUUACCCUUAAAUCCUUUUUUUUGUAUUUGGUUGUAA